This is a messenger RNA of Nematolebias whitei (Rio pearlfish), 1541 nucleotides long. RefSeq names its product homogentisate 1,2-dioxygenase (gene hgd). The record is from RefSeq and is a predicted model, not a curated record. Gene Ontology annotation, biological process: L-phenylalanine catabolic process. The coding region runs from base 138 to 1469 and encodes 443 amino acids. Gene Ontology annotation, cellular component: cytoplasm. Gene Ontology annotation, molecular function: homogentisate 1,2-dioxygenase activity. Lineage: Eukaryota; Metazoa; Chordata; Actinopteri; Cyprinodontiformes; Rivulidae. The transcript has 14 exons.
CCCUUCGUCUCUCAGCUCACAGACCGGCGUCCUGACGUGGAUUUUGGUCGAAGGAGAGACACGAAGAGCUUCGAGUUAAUUUGUAACCACGCACAAAAAAAAAAAACAGCUUAGAGGAAAGAUUUGAAAACAGAAUCAUGGCAGGACUCAAGUACAUGUCUGGUUUUGGGAACGAGCUCUCUUCUGAAGACCCCAGAUGUCCUGGAUCCUUACCUGAAGGGCAGAACAAUCCUCAGGUCUGUCCUUACGGUCUCUACGCUGAGCAGCUCUCUGGCUCUGCCUUCACCUGCCCACGUCCAGCCAAUAAAAGGAGCUGGCUGUACCGAAUCCUCCCAUCUGUCAAACAUAAGCCUUUCACGCCUGUGCCCUGUGGAGAUCUGACAGAGAACUGGGAUGAAGUGGAGCCUGAUCCCAACCAGCUGCGAUGGCUGCCGUUCACCAUCACCAAGCCCACAGAGAAGAAGGUGGACUUUGUCGCUGGUCUUCAUACCAUCUGUGGUGCAGGAGAUGCCAAAUCUCGUAACGGCAUUGCGGUUCAUGUGUACACCUGCAACACCUCUAUGACCGACAGGUGCUUCAACAAUUCAGAUGGAGACUUCCUGAUUGUUCCUCAGCAGGGUGAGAUCUUGGUCACCACGGAGUUUGGCAAGAUUAUGGUGGAGCCGAACGAGAUCUGUGUCAUCCAACAAGGGAUGCGCUUCGGCGUGGACGUGUUUGGAGAAACGCGAGGCUACGUUCUCGAGGUGUACGGAGCCCAUUUCGAGCUGCCUGACCUGGGGCCUAUAGGAGCCAAUGGUCUGGCCAACCCCAGAGACUUCCUGUGUCCAGCUGCCUGGUACGAGGAUCGCAAAGUGCCCACUGGUUACACCGUCAUCAACAAGUACCAGGGGAAGCUGUUUGCUUGCCAACAGGAUUUCUCUCCGUUUAACGUGGUUGCCUGGCAUGGAAACUACACGCCGUACAAGUACAACCUGAGGAGCUUCAUGGUCAUCAACUGCGUGGCCUUCGACCAUGCGGAUCCGUCCAUUUUCACCGUGCUGACGGCCAAAUCCACGAGACCGGGUGUGGCCAUUGCCGACUUUGUCGUUUUCCCUCCGCGAUGGGGUGUGGCUGACCACACCUUCCGCCCCCCGUACUAUCACCGUAACUGCAUGAGUGAAUUCAUGGGCCUGAUCAAAGGUCAUUAUGAGGCCAAAGAGGAGGGUUUCCUGCCAGGAGGAGCCAGCCUGCACAGCAUCAUGACCCCCCACGGCCCGGACGUGGACUGCUUUGAAAAGAACAGCUCAGCCGAGCUCAAACCUGAGCGCGUGGCCGAAGGAACCAUGGCCUUCAUGUUCGAGUCGUCCUUCAGCAUGGCUGUCACCAAAUGGGGCCUGCAAACCUGCCAGAAGCUGGACAAGAGUUACUACCAGUGCUGGGAGCCUCUCCGCAGCCACUUCAACCCCGACUGGAAGCCCAGCAAGCAGUGAAAACCAGGAAACCCUGGAUCAAACCACCGAAACAUGUUCAAACUAAAUAAAAUGUGGCAUUGUUCCAACAAC